CUCCGUCGGAUCCGCUGCGAGCGGGGGUGGGGCAGACCGGAUUCGGAGAGGUGCCCGUUCCUCGGUUGGGGGGGGGAGUGUGUGGGGCAGCGGCUCAUGUCCCCCUCCCUGGGAACGCCACCCCCCCCAACUCCCCCCACCAAAUGGACGACAAGAGGAAGAUCCCGAUCAUCGAGUGGCAAGACCUGGACAAGCGCAAGUUCUACGCCUUCGGGGUGCUGAUGACCAUGGCCAUCCGGGUCAGUGUUUACCCUUUCACCCUGAUCCGCACCCGCCUGCAGGUGCAGAGGGGCACCAGCCUGUACGCGGGCACCUUUGACGCCUUCGCCAAGAUCCUGCGGGCCGAGGGCCUGCCAGGCCUGUACCGGGGCUUCCUGGUCAACAGCCUCACCCUGGUCUCGGGCCAGUGCUACGUCACCACCUACGAGCUGACCCGGCAGUACGUGGCGCGCCACAGCGACAGCAACGCGGUCAAGUCGGUGAUCGCGGGCGGAGCGGCCUCGCUGGUGGCGCAGAGCAUCACGGUGCCCAUCGACGUCCUCUCGCAGCACCUGAUGGUGCAGGGACAGGCCAUGGGCCGUUUCCGGGAGACGGCGCCCACCAGCAGGAGGAUGGGCAGCGCCAAGGAGGUGGUGGUUCAGAUCCUGCGGCUGGACGGCCCGAGGGGCUUCUACCGGGGCUACACUGCAUCGCUGCUCACCUACAUCCCCAACAGCGCUCUGUGGUGGCCAUUCUAUCACCUGUACACAGGUGGGUACUAUCCCACCCCCCUCCUCCUCCUGACCCUGAACCCCCGUUCGCCAAGGGACCCUUUCCACCCACCCCCCAACCCACCGCGGGUGCCCGUCCUCAUCCAUUACCUUCUGCUGUUGG
This is a messenger RNA of Chiloscyllium plagiosum (whitespotted bambooshark), 873 nucleotides long. The record is from RefSeq and is a predicted model, not a curated record. Lineage: Eukaryota; Metazoa; Chordata; Chondrichthyes; Orectolobiformes; Hemiscylliidae.